AUUUCCGUGCUUCAUCUUCCACCAGGCUUGUGACUGACUGAGGAGUGUCUGUAUGGAUCAGAGAUCAUGCGUUUGUAUUGAUUAACAGCUGGCUCAGAGAUGGCUGCCGGCACUGCAGCCACGACUCUCCUGCCUCCGGUGAAGAGUGUGGUGGUGUACAGGAAUGGUGACCCCUUCUACAGUGGACGGAGGUUUGUGGUCAACCAGCGACAAGUGGCUACCAUGGAGGCUUUUCUGAAUGAAGUGACCCAGAACAUCGGUGCACAGCUUGCCAUCAGGACCUUGUACACCCCCAGGCAAGGCCACAGGGUCACGGACCUCCAGGACCUUCAGACAGGAGCCCAGUAUGUUGCUGCUGGCUUUGAAAAGUUCAAGAAACUGGACUACCUGAACGUAGGAAAAAAGCUGCCUGCUGCCCGUGAAGAAACCCAGGCAAAAGCAGCCCAGAGGCCAAAUGUUUCAGCUAAAUGGAGGAAGUUUAUCCCUGUACCUUGUAUUAUACACGUUUUCCGUAAUGGAGAUCUCCUGUGCCCGCCAUUUCGAUUCAUCCUUCCUCGGAGCAUGCAGCAGGAUCUGGAGCAGAUCCUGAGUCUGGUCACAGAGAAGGUCAGUCUACGAACCGGGGCCGUGCGCAGGUUGUGUUCUUUGGAAGGAGUGACUGUGUCCUCAGCUGGGGAGCUGGAGACCGGCCGCUGCUAUGUUGCCGUGGGAACCGAGAGGUUCAAGAAGCUUCCAUAUGUGGAGUUGUUGGUUUCAAAAGCGACAGAGAGAUAUUACCCAGGGAAGAGGAGGCUGUUGAGGAGAACUGAGAACAGGAAAGCAGGAAGCGGUCCAGAAGACCAGUGCAGUGACUCAGCUCUCCUCGACUCCCCGGAGUCAGAUGGCCGGAGGGUGAAGUCAACAGGAGAUGAAGCUGCACCUCCACAAGCUGCGCAGCAGAGGAGCAGGAGACAGGGAGCAGAUGAGACAUCUGUGUUCUUUGCCAGGCCUGUCAAGCUCCGCAAAAACAGAGGACAGACAAGAAUGCCACUCAGCAACGGAUCUGUUCAACCUAGUGUAUUUAAAAGACCCACAAGAAAGAGGAGAGAGGAGGUGAGAGGAGCCGAGGAGGUGCAGGAGGAUGAAAAUACAGUCACAGAGCUUCCUGUUGACCAGAGAGUGGCAGAAAUAGUGGAGGAUGAGGAGCUCAACAACACAGACGAUCCUCUGAGCAACACACAGCAGGUACAGACAUCUGAACAAAAUGGUGCAGAACAGACAGAAGACUCUGCCAAGACAAAGAACUCUGCUGCUGAAAUACUGGAACCAGAGCUGAAGCACACAUCUUCAAAGUCAAGGCCCUCAUCAUCCACCUCUCAAGGAAGGAACAGGGAAGAAAAGGCAAGUUUCACGUCUUAAAUCAGAGCGUGACUGUUGGCAUCACCAUUUUAAAUAAUUUGCUCUAACAGGAUAGCCCACAGAACAUCCAGUCAAAUACAGAAGAACAGAACCAUCAUCAGGACAACUGGUGAAUGACGAGGAGGGAUUUAUAGAGGAGGUCACAUCAGGAUAACAACCCCAAACCCCAGCUGAACUACAGCCAAAAGCACAGCAGAUAACCAACAGUUACUUACUGCUUCAGCAUGGCCUAUGCGGCUAAAUGAAUGUCAUAAUUGGUAGUACUUUAACUGUGGUAAUGAGCCAAGUAACAACAUUCAUUUUUGUUGUUUUCUUUCAGAAAACCUAUGAGACAAAAAUGUGAACUUGCUUAGAUAAAAAUAAGAGCAAACACUACAGAGGGCGGGCAUUUUAAGACUCACAGAGGGAGUAUUUGUUCUAGGCUUUUGCAUUUGAUUGCAUUAUAUUGUGUUUAUGAUACUGUGUCCAUCCUGUUUUACAGAGAUGAUUCUGAUGCAGAUACUG
Toxotes jaculatrix (banded archerfish) is the source of this 1902-nucleotide messenger RNA. RefSeq names its product doublecortin domain containing 2B (gene dcdc2b). The record is from RefSeq and is a predicted model, not a curated record. Gene Ontology annotation, cellular component: microtubule; microtubule organizing center. Gene Ontology annotation, biological process: intracellular signal transduction. NCBI's taxonomy places the organism in Eukaryota, Metazoa, Chordata, Actinopteri, Toxotidae. The transcript has 13 exons. Bases 100 to 1398 code for a protein of 432 amino acids.